Messenger RNA from Lathyrus oleraceus (garden pea), 1496 nucleotides. Its product is annotated as serine/threonine-protein kinase SAPK2. Gene Ontology annotation, biological process: protein phosphorylation. Bases 296 to 1318 code for a protein of 340 amino acids. Gene Ontology annotation, molecular function: ATP binding; protein serine/threonine kinase activity. The record is from RefSeq and is a predicted model, not a curated record. NCBI's taxonomy places the organism in Eukaryota, Viridiplantae, Streptophyta, Magnoliopsida, Fabales, Fabaceae. The transcript is spliced from 9 exons.
GAAAGUUUGUGUGCAUACAAAAUAUGAGAUCCCAAGUGAAGUGUCAGAAGACAUAUCAUUGAUAGUCUAGUUGUAAUUGUCGUACUUAUAACUUGCAAUAAAGGGCAUCUAAAACCCAAUCAUAUUUUUAACCAAACCUUUGCACAUUGGAAUUUGAAAACCAUAAUAAAGAAGCUAUAUUCUGUGCACGCAAACAACUAGUACAACUACAACAAUAAGAUCCUUCAAUCAUACCUUUCACAUAUCCAAUUACCCUUUGUUAACUAUCAUCAAUAUAUAGAAUUCAAGCUUAACCAUGGAAAAAUAUGAGAUAAUUAAAGAUAUUGGAUCAGGAAACUUUGGUGUUGCAAAGCUUGUCAGAGAAAAAUGGAGUGGCGAGUUAUAUGCUGUUAAGUUCAUUGAAAGAGGCUUCAAGAUUGAUGAGCACGUGCAAAGGGAGAUUAUAAAUCACAGGUCCUUGAAACAUCCCAAUAUUGUUAGAUUUAAAGAGGUGUUGCUCACUUCAACUCAUUUAGCAAUAGUGAUGGAAUACGCUGCUGGGGGUGAACUGUUUGAAAGAAUAUGUAGUGCUGGUAGAUUCAGUGAGGACGAGGCAAGAUAUUUCUUCCAGCAGUUGAUUUCUGGAGUUAGCUAUUGCCAUUCAAUGGAAAUUUGCCAUAGAGAUCUUAAGCUCGAAAACACACUUUUAGAUGGAAGCUCGGCACCACGGCUCAAAAUAUGCGACUUUGGUUACUCGAAGUCAUCUGUUCUGCACUCCCAACCAAAAUCAACUGUCGGAACCCCGGCUUAUAUCGCACCAGAGGUCUUAUCAAGAAGAGAAUAUGAUGGAAAGAUUGCAGAUGUUUGGUCUUGUGGGGUGACUUUGUAUGUGAUGCUUGUUGGUGCUUAUCCUUUUGAAGAUCCAGAAGAUCCAAGAAACUUUAGAAAAACACUUCAGCGAAUUCUUAGCGUCCACUAUUCUAUUCCAAACUAUGUCCGCAUAAAUCAAGAGUGCAGACAUCUUUUAUCAAGAAUAUUUGUAGCCAAUCCAGAGAAGAGAAUUACCAUACCAGAGAUAAAAAUGCAUCCAUGGUUUCUAAAAAACUUGCCACUAGAAUUCACAGAGGGUGAAAAUAAUAAUUUACAAAUUGAUGAAAACAAUUCAUCAUCACAAAGCAUAGAAGAAACACUGUCCAUAAUUCAAGAAGCUAGAAAAGCAGGGGAUGGUCCAAAAGUGGGCGAGCAGUUUGUUGGAGGCAGUAUGGAUCUUGAUGAUUUAGAUGCAGAUGCUGACAUAGAUGACAUCGAAACUAGUGGUGAUUUUGUUUGUGCUUUAUGAAUAAUGAUGAUGUUUGCUAUUCUUCCUUAAAAGUUGUUUCAAGAUAACAUGUUUCUUUUUUCCAUCCUCCUUAACAAUGUAAGGUUUUGAUUGAUUUUCCUUUCAAUGGAAGUUACUUGUCUUGAUCUAAUGGUUAAGUGGAGAAUAUAUGAUAUAGUGUUGUUGAUUUCUUGCUUUA